UAACCUAUUUUAUUUGAUUGUACGUAAUAAGCGGUGGUUAACCAAAUUACACAGAAUUUUUUUAAAAUAUGAAAUAUUGGGAUAUUGAGAUAUAAGCCAUAUUAAAUGGAACAUAUGAGAUUUCUUUUUAUGUUGAUCUCGCACUAUUCAUAGAAAAGUAGUUCUUUGAUUGUUCCGCAUACGUCGGCAUACUUCGAUGAUCGAGGAAAUUCAAUGGAAUACACCGGAGACAGUUUUCUUGUUUCAGGAGUAAUGUGAAGUGUAGUUUAUUGUCUAUACUAUUAUUACAUUCAUCUUUAUCGACAGAACUCGAAUAACAUUAAGUUUUGGUUAUUAAUUUAAGGAAUACUGUUCAUUAUAAUAUUUUAUUUGCAAUUGUUUCAAAUACAGUCUGUUUCACAAAACAUAUUUAUUGACUUUGCGCUUGUUUGUGCAUAUUUUCAUUUGACAGCCGGAUUCGUUGUUUUAUAGUUUGCUGGUAAAGGUCUGCAGUAAAUGACUCUUAUUUAGAGACAGUCAAAAGUAACAAGUCAUGAGCUUUAGCAGUGACGAAGUGAAUUUUUUGGUGUACAGAUAUUUGCAAGAAUCUGGUUUUGUGCACUCAGCCUAUACUUUUGGAAUUGAAAGCCAUAUCAGUCAGUCUAAUAUCAAUGGAGCACUGGUGCCACCAGCGGCAUUGCUGAACAUCAUUCAAAAGGGCCUUCAGUAUACAGAGGCUGAGAUAAGCAUUGCAGAGGAUGGAUCUGAGCGUUGUAUUGAGACAUUGUCCCUUAUUGAUGCUGUUAUGCCUGAUGUUGUGGAGUCCAGAAAGCAAGCAGCCGUAAAGACACAGAAUGUAAAGUCAGAGCCAAGCAACACAAAUGGGGAAGGAGAAACAUCACAAAGUUGUACUAAUCACACAACAAACAUGGAAGUAGAUGGAGGAGUAGAAAUUCCAAGCAGUAAAGCCACCAUAUUACGAGGACAUGAGUCCGAGGUUUUCAUCUGUGCUUGGAACCCUACAAAUGACCUGUUGGCUUCUGGGUCAGGAGACUCGACAGCCAGAAUCUGGAACAUGAACGAUAACAGUAAUAGUGCUAAUCAGCUGGUUCUGAGACAUUGUAUACAAAGAGGAGGCACAGAAGUCCCUAGUAAUAAAGAUGUAACAUCACUGGAUUGGAAUUGUGAAGGAACGUUGUUGGCGACUGGUUCAUAUGAUGGUUAUGCUAGAAUAUGGAGUACAGAUGGUCGUCUUGUUAAUACAUUAGGUCAACAUAAAGGUCCUAUUUUUGCCCUAAAGUGGAAUAAAAGAGGGAAUUAUAUCCUAAGUGCUGGUGUAGAUAAAACGACUAUAAUUUGGGAUGCUAGUACUGGACAUGCUAAAGAACAGUUUGCUUUUCACUCUGCUCCUGCGCUGGACGUAGACUGGCAGAGUAACCAAACAUUUGCAUCAUGUUCAACAGAUCAGUGUAUCCAUGUCUGCAGGCUAGGGAUGGAUAGACCAAUGAAAACAUUCCAGGGACAUACUAAUGAAGUUAAUGCUAUCAAAUGGGAUCCUCAAGGGCAGUUAUUAGCAUCAUGUUCUGAUGAUAUGACAUUAAAGAUAUGGAAUAUGAGGCAGGACAGCUGUGUUCAUGACUUACAAGCUCACAGUAAAGAAAUCUACACAAUCAAAUGGAGUCCCACAGGUCCAGGGACAAAUAAUCCUAAUGUCCCACUUAUAUUAUCCAGUGCUUCUUUUGAUUCCACAGUGAGGUUGUGGGAAGUGGAGCGAGGGACAUGUAUCCACACAUUAACAAAACAUCAGGAACCUGUAUAUAGUGUAGCUUUUAGUCCAGAUGGCAAAUAUUUAGCUAGUGGUUCAUUUGACAAGUGUGUUCAUAUUUGGAAUGUGCAGAGUGGAUCUUUAGUGCACAGUUAUAAAGGCACAGGUGGAAUAUUUGAAGUAUGUUGGAAUCACCGAGGGGAUAAGGUUGGAGCAAGUGCUUCUGAUGGAUCAGUGUUUGUGUUAGACUUACGAAAGUGACCUACAAAUGGAUAGUACGAAAGCUACCUCUAUAAAUUCUUACUAAGACUGCCAUCAAAUGGUUUUUAAAAAGUGCUAUAUCAGAGGUGUGAAUAUUUUUAGAACUAAAAGUGCAAAGGCUGUGAUACUUACAAAAAACUUUCUUCAAGAAAGAAGCACCUGUUUGGUGGUAAAGAAAGGUCGGAUGGAAAGAGAAGGAUGUAUGGGACCACACUGUUAUCGUGCAAUACAAUCCUACAUCAGAUGGGGGAAGAUCAACUUCAGCAUAAUGGAUGUUUUGUCAUGUCGAUAUUGUCAGUAAAGUUAUUUUGAAUCGAGUAGGAGGAAAACUCCUCUUGUGAGAAAGACCAUAAAACACUAUAUUCAAUCAAAUUUUAUUUUGCAAGAAGAAUAUCAAAAGAGAUUUUUGAGUUGUGAUUGAAACAUCAUACUUUUUGUGCCAUUAUAGAAGUUACUGGUAGUACAAAAUUUUGUUAUUAUAGGGCACAUUUGUUGUCAAGUUAUGUGUUACAUGUUGUUUAUAGAAAUGUACAUCUCACUCAUCAUUGUUUGAACACCUGAUUGGAAAGACAAAUCUAAGACACAUCUUUCUUUGAAUUGCAAAGGCUUGCAGGUUAUGAGUUGUUGCAAGUUCCUUUUCCCUAAAUGAUUGAAUUUGAUAUUGAAAUAUUUUUUUCCUUGUGCAUGCUUUACAAUUUGCUAUUUUAGUUACUUGUUUUGAUUAAGUAGACAUUUCUAACAAGUUAUACAUAAAAAUGUCUAUGAUUUAUGUGUCUGAAACAGAAAAAUGAAUUUAAAUUUUUGAAGGAGGAAAAUUUUGCAUUAAUUUGAGAAUCAUGUUUUUGGAAGUCUUAGUUUUUCCACACUAAACUUGGUGAUUUUGAAAACUUUUUAUUCCACAAAUUUCUUAACAUGGGAAGAAGGGAAAAGAUUAAUGGCAUAAUAAGUUGACAUCAAUCAGGGAAUGUGUCUGAUCUCAGGUAUAAUGUGCCAUACAUUUCAGGUUCUCAUUUUGUGUCCAACUUAUCUAAAUACAUUUUCAUUAGAAAACUAAUAUUGUCAACAAAUACUGUAUGGCUUAGGAGUCUAAUGAUUGUUAAGUCCUUUUUUAAGCAAUAGUGAUUUUUUUGGUGAUAGAUAUUUAUUUUCACAUUUUAAAAAACACCAGAAUUUCAACAUUGCUAAAAGAAGUGGGUUAGCAUCAGAAAUAGAUUUUGAAGUGCAACAAGUUCACAUGAUGAGAUUCUUGACACUUUUAUUUACAACCAAAAAGAAGUUUAUUAUAUCAUUUUAUUUUUCAUGUCCAAGGCUUUGUUCUAAACUUGUGUAAUGAGCUAUUAAUUGUCAAGGAUAUCAGUAAAUGAACAUAGUGCACUUCUUAGAUUGAAUCAGAUUGUUGUUGAGAUGUUGGGCUUAUUUCAUUACUUAAAGGCAGCUAUUCUUGUCAAAUCAUACCAUCAUUUUGUAAUACAUAUAACUUGGUGUUAAAUUACUAUUUUUUUGGCAUUAUUCUAGGAUUUAUAGAUAGUAACCCUAUUUUUCAGGGUAGAUACUGUAAAAUUGUUACUUUUUAGGACAUUUAUACCAUAUAAUUUUAAAAUCUCUUAAUAGGAAACAAUUUAAAAAACCCUUGUGAAAUUACAAUUUUCUUUAUGCCAUAAAAAAAAUGGCUAGCAACUAAUACCUGUAUGGUAAUGUUGUUGUACAAAUUUAAUUUCAUUGAUUCUAAAACUCUUACAAUAGCACAUAAACCUGCAUGAUAAAUUGCUGUUUAGGUCACGAGAAUAUUAUGUGAGGUAAAUUCAUCUAUCAUAGGAAUCCACAGUUAGGAGAUAUUCACUAGAACUGGUGGGUUUUUUUAAAAAUCAAAACAGCUUUCAAAGGGAUUAUAUUUGUCAAUAUAAAUAGAGUUACAUAACAGUGAAUUACAUAAUUGUAUAGUCAUGUUAAAAAGUUUUUUUUUCUGAAAUAAAAAUGGCAGCUAUCAUUUUCAAUCAAUUUCAACUUCUUUAGGUAUUUUUGUUUUAUGCUUGGUUUUUUUUGGCAUAAAAAUAUUUAAUCAGGGGAAAACAAAUGAAAGUAAAUUGAUGUUUUUUGCUUUAAUUUUUUUUCUUCAAAUAGAAAAAAUCUAUUUUGUUCAUAAAUACAGAAAUCAUGAUACGUAUGACUACUAAAAGAGUUUAUUUAAGCUAUUAUUUUCAUUGUUUUAAAUGAUAUACAAGACUUGUGUGGAGGUAUGGCUGUUGUCUCUAAAUGUUUAUGAAUGUUUGUUGAGUGGAUUGUAUGGGAUGGAUUGGGAGGGGAUGUGAAAGUAUUAUAAGGGCUAGGGUUGGGAUUUGUCCUACCAAGUCAAACUUGGGACCUGUGAUGGACAAAGAUAAUGUAGAAUACAUAGCAAUUAUUGUUUUGCCCUAGGGUGUUUAUUAAAAUGUCUGUGAAAAACAGAUAAAAUGAGAA
Molecule: messenger RNA, 4462 nt
Organism: Mytilus trossulus (common blue mussel)
Lineage: Eukaryota; Metazoa; Mollusca; Bivalvia; Mytilida; Mytilidae
Product: F-box-like/WD repeat-containing protein TBL1XR1
Exons: 15
Coding region: 533-2005 (490 amino acids)
Biological process (GO): regulation of transcription by RNA polymerase II
Cellular component (GO): histone deacetylase complex
Molecular function (GO): transcription corepressor activity; protein binding
Source: RefSeq, a predicted model, not a curated record